AAAUUAUUUGAAUUUAAAGCGAAAUAAAUAAAAAAAAAAUAAUUAGGUGCCGCCCUCUAUGAACUUCUAGAAGAUGGCCUUUAUUUAAUGGCUGCCUGAGGAUUUCAUCGUAGCCAUAUUCUACUGUGUUUUCUGAAAAAAAUCACAGACGAGAAUGGCUGGGAAACUCUUGGUUUCGUGCUUGAGGCUCAACAGCCGAGUGUUGCCGAUGCGGAUGAUGUCCAGCGAUGUCCCAUAUCAGCCUCAUUAUUUAACGAAAAUCGGCAAACGUGAGAUCGUCGGCUACGGAAUGAAUGGAGAGCCCCAUUACAUGGACCUCUGGGACUAUCCUUUCCCAUCAAUCAGAUUCAAGGAAAUAACCCCUGACCUUCAGGUCCUCAAAGAGAAAGAAAAGGGUGACUGGAAAAAAUUAUCAUUAGAUGAAAAAAAAACGCUCUACCGUGCGAGCUUCUGUCAGACAUUCGCUGAGCUCGAAGCACCAGACGGUUACUGGAAAUGUAUCACCGGGUGUGUGCUCAUCGGAAUAAGUUUAGCCCUUUGGAUGUUCAUGUACAUUAAAUUCUACGUUUACUCACCGCUACCAGAAUCAUUCUCACCAGAAUCACAAGCUGCUCAGCUCAAACGUAUGAGACAGCUGGAUGUCAACCCUAUUUGGGGUAUCAACAAACGUACACCAGAAGAGCUGGCUAAGAAGAAGAAGAAGAAGGAAGAAUAAUUUGACGGUCAUUUAUAAUUACCAUCAAAUAAAUCUUAGUUUACGCCGCGGUAGGAGUUGUAAUUAUUUAAAUUAAAACUAAAAAUUUAAAUUAAAUAAAAUUCACUGUAAGUAUUGUUACAUGAUCAUUGAUAAGGCAUUCAAUGAAAUAAACAGCUAAUAAAAUGCCAUUAUUAUUAUAUAAAAAAAAA
Microplitis mediator is the source of this 906-nucleotide messenger RNA. RefSeq names its product cytochrome c oxidase subunit 4 isoform 1, mitochondrial-like. The coding region runs from base 155 to 715 and encodes 186 amino acids. Lineage: Eukaryota; Metazoa; Arthropoda; Insecta; Hymenoptera; Braconidae. Gene Ontology annotation, biological process: mitochondrial electron transport, cytochrome c to oxygen. The record is from RefSeq and is a predicted model, not a curated record. The transcript has 4 exons.